UAACAUACUAGAUUUUGAACUUUUACAGCUGUCAAAAAAUAUCAUGGAAAUUAACUUUAAAGGCAAAAAUGCUGUCGUGACAGGCGCUGGAAAAGGUAUCGGUCGGGAUGUUGCCAAGCGUCUGGCGGCCCUGGGUGCGCAUGUGGUGGCGAUCAGCCGAACACAAGCCGACCUCGACUCGCUCAAGACAGAGGUUCCGUCCAUAGAGACGGUUGCGGUGGACCUAGCUGAUUGGGCCGCAGCACGGACGGCUGUAGCAGCCAUACCAAACGUGGAUAUGCUUGUCAACAACGCCGGGACCAACCGCCUCGACAAGUUCCUCGACGUUAAAGAGGAAGACCUGGACCUAGUUAUGGACAUAAAUUUCAAAGCCGUCUUCAACGUUGCACAGGUGGUUAGUCGACAGAUGGUUGACCGGAAGUCGGGAGGGGCCAUUGUGAAUGUUUCUAGCGCCGCCUCGUAUCGGGGUCUUCUUGACCACGCUGUCUACUGCGCGAGCAAGGCUGCCGUCGAUAAACUCACCAAUGUCAUGGCAUUAGAACUCGGCCAAUACAAGAUUCGAGUCAAUUCCGUUAAUCCAACCGUCGCACUAACGGAGUUGGGAAAGAUAGCUUGGAGCGAUCCAGUCAAGGCCGACCCGAUGCUGGCUCGAAUACCUAUGGGCAGAUUCCUGGAGGUUUCUGAUAUUGUUGACGCCAUCGUGUACCUGCUGGGUGACGGGGCUUCCAUGGUUACAGGCAUCAACCUCCCCGUGGAUGGCGGUCUGGCCACCAGUUAGAAUAACCUCAUUUUGCUCAGUUAAAAGAAACGGAAUCCAGAUAAACCAAUCGUGCCAAUGGUUAUUCACUAAAAAUGAAUAUUGUGUUUGAUAGAUGUUGUGCUAAUUGGAAACUUUUUUGCGGUUAGAAGGUUUUCAGAGGGUUACAAUGGGCGGAAAUUUAGACUGCCAGGCGCCGGCGGUGUCGUUCGUUGAAUAUUACAAAUACCUCAUACAAAGCGCGUACAAAGCUCAUACAAAUUGCUAAAAAUAAAUAAUAAAAGACG
Molecule: messenger RNA, 1044 nt
Organism: Mya arenaria
Lineage: Eukaryota; Metazoa; Mollusca; Bivalvia; Myida; Myidae
Product: L-xylulose reductase-like
Exons: 7
Coding region: 44-778 (244 amino acids)
Biological process (GO): glucose metabolic process; xylulose metabolic process
Molecular function (GO): carbonyl reductase (NADPH) activity; L-xylulose reductase (NADPH) activity
Source: RefSeq, a predicted model, not a curated record